AUGGAACGCGCCAUUUUCAAGAGGCACAAAGAGGUGCCAGGGUGUGUUUGGAAGCCUGGCAUGGUCGGUCCCGGCUGUCGACCACCAUCCGCACUGAAAAAGGCAGCCAUGGCGGGGAAGGAUAGCUACUACGAAAUGGAAAAGUACGGCCGCAUCACCUCCUGGAUUCUGGUCGCCAUUCUUGGCAUCGUCAUGCUUCGCGGUCUCGUCUCGAGGCUUCGUCACAGCUCGAAUCCCAAACUUUCCCUCGCCGUGCUCGCGAUUCCUGGUUAUAAACCGCUCGCGGCGAUAUGCAGAGGUAUCGGCUAUUAUCGUCCAAAGAAGAUCUUCACUCGGAAAACGAUUCUAAGCGCGAUGAUUUCGGCAGACCACUUCCCGUCCUUGGGCAACAUCCUUACACUCGCUGUUCCUUCUGUCGGGCUCAUAUGCUGGUGCUUCGCCAUCAAACCCUACUAUCGCCCGGCCGCUGUGUGGGGAAGUACUCCUCUAGGUGUUCGCUCGGGUAUGAUCGCUAACGCUAUGUUCCUCUGGUUGUUUGCUCUUGGUCUCAAGUUCAAUCCGCUCACGUUUCUAACGGGCAUCAGCCAUGAAAAGCUGCAGUUCUUCCAUCAAUGGAUAGCACGUGUUAUUCUCUUCUUCAGCAUCGUACACGUCGUUCCCUUCCUCUGGCAACCAGUCCACGAUGGCGGUUUCAGCAACCUCAAGGCCUGGUACUACUACGACAAGAUCUGGUGGACGGGUACCGUUGCAUUUGCAUGUUUGGCUUGGCUCGUCGUCUCUUCGUUCGGCUAUUUUCGACGCAUGUCGUACGAGUUCUUUGUGCUUCAGCAUGUGGUGGCCAUCAUCCUGUUUUUGGUCUUCUACUUUAUGCACACGCGCGAUCUCAUCAACUCGUGGUUGUGGUUAUGGCCAUCAAUUGGUGUGUGGGGCUUCCAUGUGCUAUUCAAGUUUGCAAACUCGCUCCGCAUCAGCCGAUUCACUGGUCUGCCCGCAACGGUCUCGGUGGUGGACGAAGACGAAAAGCUGGUCAAGGUAGAAAUGGCUGCGCCUGUGUCAUGGCAGCCAGGUCAGCAUUUCUUCCUGCGCUUCCCCGGUAUCAACCGAUCAGCACCCUACCAGACGCACCCUUUCACCGUUAGCAACCUUGCUUCGCCGAACCAGAACGCAGAAUCGCAUCCGGUGUUCUUCUUCAAGGCACGCACCGGGCUUACGGGCAGGAUCUGGCAACAGCUUGUACUACAGCCUGCUGUCGAUGGCAAGACCUCUGCCAUGCUCAAGGUUGGACUUGACGGGCCAUACGGUACGUCCUUUCACCCAGCAGCCUACCACUCAGACCUCAUGAUCACCGGCGGCGUCGGUAUGACAUCGGUUCUACCUGCGCUGAUGACCUUAUGUCUUUCGGCGAGGUCUUCGCGCGACAUUCUAACGUCCACGAUCGCCAUACACUGGUCCAUCAGAACUAUACGCAUGUUUGACGCCUUUGAACCGUCCAUCCGACCGAUGCUCGAACAUCUGCGUGCCUUUGGCAUCAAUGCGUCUUUGCACGUGUACUGCUACCAAGAUGGUGUGCAGUAUGGUGAGUCGAAAAAGGACGAAAUGUCGAUAGCUUCUUCCUCCUCGCUCGCAAAAUCGAUGAUCCACGUGCACAGGGAACGCGCCAACGUUUCCGAGAUUGUGGCCGGAUUCGUCGACGACGUUGCAUCGGCUUCGUCAUCGUCAACGAGGCGAUCGUCGGUCAGCGUGUCGGUCUGCGGUCCAGCAUCGAUGCUCAAUGAAGCCGCGAACGUUGUCGCACGACUGCAAUGGUCCCAUGUUCUCUCUAGGUCGAUUGACGAACUCUUUCUUCAUACUGAGGCUUUCGGCUGGUAG
Molecule: messenger RNA, 1869 nt
Organism: Mycosarcoma maydis (corn smut)
Lineage: Eukaryota; Fungi; Basidiomycota; Ustilaginomycetes; Ustilaginales
Exons: 1
Coding region: 1-1869 (622 amino acids)
Biological process (GO): iron ion transport; intracellular iron ion homeostasis; copper ion import
Cellular component (GO): plasma membrane
Molecular function (GO): ferric-chelate reductase activity
Source: RefSeq, a predicted model, not a curated record